Cooperia oncophora is the source of this 498-nucleotide messenger RNA. Lineage: Eukaryota; Metazoa; Nematoda; Chromadorea; Rhabditida; Trichostrongylidae. The record is from the annotation of a GenBank genome assembly.
AUGGUUGCGCUAGAGUUUGUCUCUGACGCUUCCGUAAAUUUCGAACACAGUCGUUUCGACAGAGUCAAUUAUGAGGACGCUAAUAUAAAUGUGGGUUUGCCUAUUUUCACCAUUCAUGGGAAUCAUGACGAUACAGCUGGAAAGGGCCUAACUAUUCUCGAUGUUUUGCAUGAGGCAGGUCUGGUCAACCUUUUUGGCAAGUUCUCGGAUAUUGAUCAGUUUGACGUUAGUCCUAUCCUCCUACGGAAGGGCUCAACACGUGUAGCAUUGUUUGGUAUAGGAAGUCAGAGAGAUGAUCGACUCUGCAGAGCCUUCGCUGGACAUACCAUACGGUUUCUACGACCUCGCGCUGGAUACGAUGACUGGUUCAACAUCUUAGUCCUUCACCAGAAUCGCCCAAAAAGGUCGACGCUUCGCUCGACUGGGGCCUAUCUUCCGGAGCAGUACAUCCCGACGUUUUUCGAUCUUGUUCUUUGGGGACAUGAACAUGAAAGCAAA